AGGGGGCUUUCAGUCACCACGUGAGAGAGGAGAGCCCGAAAGGGAGCGAUCGAGCGAGAGCGAAGACUCGGAGAACAAGGGGAGAGAGAGAGCGAGCGAUUUACACAGUGGUUAUUCACAUGUGCUGAGCUCAAGGAAAUAUUGUGACCCGAACAAUGCCGACAGUCACUUUGCCGCCUAAGGAGAACGCUCUCUUUAAGAGGAUUCUGAGAUGCUACGAACACAAGCAGUACAGGAAUGGGCUGAAAUUUUGCAAACAGAUCCUCUCCAACCCCAAGUUUGCUGAACAUGGAGAGACGCUGGCGAUGAAGGGGCUGACCCUCAACUGCCUGGGCAAGAAGGAGGAGGCCUACGACCUGGUGAGACGGGGUCUGCGCAACGAUCUCAAGAGUCACGUCUGCUGGCACGUCUACGGCCUGCUGCAGAGGUCGGACAAGAAGUACGACGAAGCCAUCAAAUGUUACAGAAAUGCACUGAAGUGGGACAAAGACAAUCUCCAGAUCCUGAGGGACCUCUCCCUCCUGCAGAUCCAGAUGAGGGACCUGGAGGGGUACAGGGAGACCAGGUACCAGUUGCUCCAGCUGAGGCCGGCACAGAGAGCCUCGUGGAUCGGCUAUGCAAUAGCAUAUCACCUUCUGGAAGACUACGAAAUGGCUGCAAAAAUCAUAGAGGAGUUUAGGAAAACGCAACAGACAUCUCCAGACAAAGUGGACUACGAGUACAGCGAACUACUGCUAUAUCAGAACCAGGUUCUUCGAGAAGCAGGUCUUUACAAAGAAGCUCUCGAUCACCUCAUGACUUACGAGAAGCAGAUCUGUGACAAGCUGGCUGUGGAGGAGACUAAAGGGGAGCUGCUGCUGAAGCUGGAGCGCAUGGAGGAGGCCACAGAGGUGUACCGCCGGCUACAGGAGCGCAACCCGGAGAACUGGUCCUACUACCACGGCCUGGAGAAAGCGCUGAAGCCCGCCAGCAUAGAAGAAAAGCAAAAAAUCUAUGAAGAGGCCUGGGUAAAAUAUCCCAAAGGACUGGUGCCAAGGAGGCUCCCUCUAAACUUCUUGUCGGGCGAGAAAUUUCGGGAAUGCCUGGAUAAAUAUUUAAGAAUGAACUUCAGCAAAGGCUGUCCUCCGGUUUUCACCACCCUGAAGUCCCUCUAUAACGACAAGGAGAAGGUGGCAAUAAUUGAAGAAUUAGUAGUCGGCUAUGAAACAUCUUUAAAUAUCUGCCGAAUGUUCAAUCAAAAUGAUGACGGUAAAGAGGAGCCGCCCACCACCCUCCUGUGGGUGCAGUACUUCCUGGCGCAGCACUAUGACCAGAUCGGGCAGCAGACCCUCGCCCUCGAGUACAUCAACUCAGCCAUCGAGAGCACGCCCACCCUCAUCGAGCUGUUCCUCAUCAAAGCCAAAAUCUACAAGCACGCGGGGAACAUCAAGGAGGCGGCGCGGUGGAUGGACGAGGCCCAGGCGCUGGACACGGCCGACCGCUUCAUCAACUCCAAGUGCGCCAAGUACAUGCUGAAGGCCGGCAUGGUGAAGGAGGCCGAGGACAUGUGCUCCAAGUUCACACGGGAGGGGGCGUCGGCGGUGGAGAACCUGAACGAGAUGCAGUGCAUGUGGUUCCAGACCGAGUGCGCGCUGGCCUACAAGUCCAUGCACAAGUACGGGGAGGCGCUGAAGAAGUGCCACGAAAUCGAGAGGCAUUUUGUGGAGAUCACGGACGACCAGUUCGACUUCCACACGUACUGCAUGCGUAAGAUGACGCUGCGCUCGUACGUGGACCUGCUGAAGCUGGAGGACGUGCUGCGCAUGCACCCCUUCUACUACAAGGCGUCCCGGACGGCCAUCGAGAUUUACCUCGCCCUGCACGACAACCCGCUGACCAAUGAGAACAAGGAGCUGGAGGCGGACACAGCGAACCUGUCGGACAAAGAGCUGAAGAAGCUGAGGAACAAGCAGCGGCGAGCGCAGAAGAAGGCCCAGCUGGAGGAGGAGAAGAAGAACGCCGAGAAGGAGAAGCAGCUCAAGAACCAGAAGAAGAAGAAGGAGGACGACGACGAGGAGAUCGGCGGGCCCAAGGAGGAGCUCAUCCCGGAGAAGCUCGCCAAGGUAGAAAAUCCACUGGAAGAAGCGGUUAAGUUCUUGACUCCCUUGAAAAACCUAGUGAAAAAUAAGAUAGACACUCAUCUCCUGGCAUUUGAGAUCUACUUUAGAAAAGAGAAGUUCCUGCUGAUGUUGCAGUCAGUGAAGAGGGCCUUCUCCAUCGACCCAGACCAUCCCUGGCUCCACCAGUGUUUAGUGCGUUUCUUCAAAGCAGUGUCCGAGAGCAAAGACCUGCCCGAGGCCGUGCGCACGGUGCUCCAGCAGGAAAUGGCCCGGCUCUUCGGAGAGAGCGACGCCAAGAGCUUCAACGAGGCCUUCCUCCGCAAGCACUCCAGCUCCAUCCCGCACAGAGUAGCAGCUGCCAGAAUGAUGUACUACCUGGAUCCAUCCACAGAGAAGAAGGCUGUGGAGCUGGCCACUGCACUGGAUGAGUCCCUCAACAACAGGAGCAUUCAGAUCUGCACGGAGGUGCUGGAGAGCCUCCGCGACGGCAGCCUGGGCGACGGGCAGCAGACGGCGGAGGCGUACCGCGCGGACUGCCACAAGCUCUUCCCCUACACGCUGGCCUUCAUGCCGCCGGGCUACGAGGAGAACAUGAAGAUCGCCGUCAACGGCGACGUGUCCGCCGAGCCCGAGGAGCUGGCCAAUGACAUGUGAUGGAGCAGGGGUGGUGGUGGUGGUGGGGGGGAGGAGGAGGAGGGACUCGGGAAGCCCGUCGCCAUUCCGGAAAAACACCGUCGCCAAGGCUCUUGGCCACGCCCCCCGCAGGUCUUCUGUGACCCGGACUGAAUUACGAUGGCAUUGUAUUUGAGGAGAGAGCGAAAAAAAGAAAAGAGAAUAAAAAUGGCCAUUUUACGUUUUUUAAUCUUGCUGACGACUACUCUCUAACUGAAAAUAAACAGUAAACAAACAAAAAAAUAAAUAAAAAAAACACGUGAGUCUGGAGACAAUGAACAGCAAUGGGUUUAUUCUGAUGGAGGUGCGGAAGCAGAUCUGUUAAACGUCAACCACAUUCUGUCUACUUCCCAUGUUUUUAAAGUAAUUUAUAAAGAAAUUAAAAUAUGAAAUUAUUAUAAUAAAAAAUAAUAGAGGCUGCAACACACAGCAGGGAGGGGGUGGGCCAGAUGUGUGCCAAAAACCACUCCGUUAAUUUCAAAAAAAAAAAAAGAGAGAAGGGGAUUCUGGGAAGGGGUUAGCGCUGUUCAGCACUUGGUUCGUACUCUGAGCACAAGCUGGCGAGCGCCGUGGUGGGGCGUCAUGCCCAGCCCGUCCGGCAGGCUGUCCAGUAGUAGAACUCCACAAACGGCCAUCGAGAGCAACGGAAGACUUUCCCACAGAGACGGGGGUCAAAGGUCACAGGGAGUGCAGUAUGAAUGGCAAAUGCGUCGGUUUGCUUUUUGUUUUUUUGUUUUUUUUUCCCCUCCGAAUGGUUUGCAAUGUGAAAGUUGAAACGGUGGUGUAUGAUAAAAAUCAGCAUCUUUGUGAAAAAUGUUUGUCUUUUCAGUAAGGCAGUACAUUACGGUUUCCUUUGUCUCUUUGUCAGAACUUGAACGAGAUGAGUUUUUUUUUUUUUUUUUUAAAUCCAAUGUAAUAGUCAUGAUAUGAUAUAUUAGUUUCUAAAAUAAAGCAGGCAUUUGUCAAUCAUACUGGAUCCUGAGUACUGACCUGCCCCACCCACACAGUCACAUAGCAGAGGUCAUAGGAUGGAUCCAUACUGCUCAGGAGGCGAACUUCAUUUUUUUUUCCUGGUGGAUUAUGAUUUUUUACGGUCAAAGAGGAACAGCCGGUGAGGAUAAGAUUGAUGUGCAGACUGCCCUCUCUAGAUAACUGCAGUACUGGAUCCGCAUACUCACCCAGCGAUACCUCUAAGUCUUCACACGCCAAGGUGGGUCUUUUGGUUUUUCUUUUUUUUUUUUUGGUUUUGUAAUACUUUAAGCCCUGUCUUUCUAAACAGGAAAAAAUAAUUUCUCAUUCUGCGUUUCAGGACAAGCCCCAGACUUUGUACAUUUUCAGAAUGGUGGGGGCAAUUAAUAUAUAUAUAUAUACAUACAUACAUAUAUAUACAUUUUUUCCCCCAGAACCAGAUCAGCUUCUUCCUUCUUUUCAGUUGUAA
Megalops cyprinoides (Indo-Pacific tarpon) is the source of this 4209-nucleotide messenger RNA. It is a transcript of the gene naa15b, whose product is annotated as N-alpha-acetyltransferase 15, NatA auxiliary subunit b. The transcript is spliced from 20 exons. Gene Ontology annotation, cellular component: NatA complex; cytoplasm. Gene Ontology annotation, molecular function: protein-N-terminal amino-acid acetyltransferase activity; protein binding. Gene Ontology annotation, biological process: N-terminal peptidyl-methionine acetylation. The record is from RefSeq and is a predicted model, not a curated record. The coding region runs from base 156 to 2753 and encodes 865 amino acids. Lineage: Eukaryota; Metazoa; Chordata; Actinopteri; Elopiformes; Megalopidae.